AUGAUUACUAAGCUCAUGUUUAAAAUUGAAUUGUGCGAUGAUGACAGUGAAGAAGAUGACGCUAAUAAAAACAAGGAGACAAGUACGGAAACUACAAACACUACAACAGUUCAACCAUUCACACAGCCUUCUAAAACCCUAACAUUAGCAACGACUACUGUUCCUAAAGAAUUGUCGCAGCAACCUUUUAAAAUCACAACAACGGCAAAAGAUUCACCUCCGCAGCCGCCAUCAUCGCCUAAGAAGAAACAACGGCUUGAUCUCUACGGUAAACGUAUUGAUGGAGGAAAAUGGUACAAUAAAUUGAUGUUAUUACUUCUGAUCACUGUUGUAUUUGGCACUGUCUGUGUUGCCUUCUAUCAAGGCUGUCUCCUAGCUGAUGUCUACGUCUAUGCGGAUGGACCUUGUCCAAGUUAUGGUGUCAUGGAUUGCUACUAUGGAAGUAGUCAGAUCUAUUUCAACUGUUCAGUUGGUGCACAGAUCGGUGGAACAUUGUUCAAUGAAAGUGCAAUCUGUUUUCGUUUUAUUGCGAAAGAUAUCUCUGUGAACGAUGUCAUAACUCAGUUUGGGGCCUGUGCCGGUCUACUUCAUGCUCUCUGUGCCAUUCUUCAGCUAGUUCUACGUUAUCUAGUCUAUUCAUUUCGAAAGCGUCCACUAACUCCGGAGGAAAUUGAAAAAAGAGUUGCAAUGAUUGCAGCAGCGUCAGACGAAGAAAAAGAAAAGUACAAAGGCACGAAAGACUCAAACUUGACUUUCAAACAUCCAAGAUAUCUACUACUGGGUGUACUAUUAUUUGGUCUUCUUUUGGUCGCACCUAUUGUUGGUGUGGCUCUAUUCACAAGCUUCAGAAUAAGCACAUCUGCCUUGACCUACAUUCUCCUGUUUGUUAUUGCUGUAAUUGGAAUCACUGGAUUUAUCUGUGUAGUGGCAGCGGAAGUAGAUAACGAUGAACCAGUCGAUGAUCAGCAGACUGACGAUUCGAUGACUGCUGAAAAUAUGAACGAAACAGCAGUUUCAGUUAACAAGAAUAAAAAACGUCAAGGACGAGGACAAAGACCAACAAGCAGUUUUAGAAAGAAUGUUAGAGCAGAUUUCGAUCUGAAGAAUAUCACUGAGGUUUUGGCUGAAGUGGCUGGAACACAUUAA
Molecule: messenger RNA, 1146 nt
Organism: Didymodactylos carnosus
Lineage: Eukaryota; Metazoa; Rotifera; Eurotatoria; Philodinida; Philodinidae
Source: the annotation of a GenBank genome assembly